GAGCCUCCACGCCACCUCUAUUCCCUCCGUCGCGUCCUCCGCACGUUCUUCCAGUUCAUCGCACUAUAUGCUUCCUAGAAAGAGACAAGUGGGCGGAGAGGUUGUAGUACAAGAAGACGGGGAACCGAACUUGGCCGACGAAUCUCCCAUCAAGAAGCUUUGCACCGACGACUCUAAGGGCACCGACUGCAAUUCCGGUAACAUCAACAGUAGCAGCAGCAGCAGCAGCGACAAGCCGCCGAUCAUGGCAAUGGGGAAUAAUGGGAAUUCUGGGGAUAUUGAUGAGGAUCUCCACAGCCGGCAGCUUGCUGUUUAUGGCCGUGAGACGAUGAGGCGGCUCUUUGCCUCCAACAUUCUUGUCUCUGGGAUGCAAGGCCUUGGCGCCGAGAUUGCAAAGAACCUUGUUCUUGCUGGUGUCAAGUCUGUGACCUUGCAUGAUGAAGGAGUUGUUGAGUUGUGGGACCUUUCAGGCAAUUUCUUUUUCUCCGAGGAAGAUAUUGGAAAGAAUCGGGCCCUUGCCUGUGUCCAAAAAUUGCAAGAACUUAACAAUGCUGUGCUCAUUUCUACUUUGACAACUCAGCUAACUAAAGAGAAACUUUCUGAUUUCCAGGCUGUAGUUUUCACUGAUAUCAGCUUAGACAAAGCAAUCGAAUUCGAUGAUUACUGCCAUAAUCAUCAGCCUCCGAUCUCUUUUAUCAAAUCUGAAGUACGGGGUCUUUUUGGUAGUGUGUUUUGUGACUUUGGUCCUGAGUUCACUGUUCUUGAUGUUGACGGUGAGGAUCCACACACAGGCAUAGUUGCAUCAAUUAGCAAUGACAACCCUGCUAUGAUAUCAUGUGUCGAUGAUGAGAGGCUUGAGUUUCAGGACGGGGAUUUGGUUUUAUUCACUGAAGUCCAUGGAAUGACCGAGUUGAAUGAUGGAAAACCAAGGAAAAUAAAGAAUGCAAGGCCGUACUCAUUCACAAUUGAGGAGGACACUACAAAUUAUGGAGCAUACGAGAAAGGUGGUAUAGUCACACAGGUUAAGCAACCUAAGGUGUUGAAAUUUAAGCCCUUGAGAGAAGCAGUCAAGGAACCUGGUGAUUUCCUUCUGAUUGACUUCUCCAAGUUUGAUCGUCCACCUCUCCUGCACUUAGCAUUUCAGGCACUGGAUAAGUUCAUAUCAGAGUUGGGACGCUUCCCUGUUGCUGGAUCCGAGGAUGAUGCUACAAAGUUCAUAUCAUUAGUAACUAGCAUAAAUGAUAGCUCAGCAGAUGGGAAGCUUGAGGAGAUUGAUCAGAAGAUCCUUCGUCAUUUUGCAUUUGGUGCUAGGGCUGUGCUGAAUCCCAUGGCUGCAAUGUUUGGUGGUAUUGUUGGACAGGAAGUUGUCAAGGCCUGUUCUGCAAAGUUUCACCCCCUAUUCCAGUUCUUCUAUUUUGAUUCGGUUGAAUCGCUUCCAACAGAAGCCUCGGACCCUAGUGAUUUGAAGCCUCUAAACAGUCGGUAUGAUGCACAAAUUUCAGUAUUUGGAGCCAAGUUGCAGAAAAAGCUGGAGGAGUCGAAAGUGUUCACUGUUGGAUCUGGUGCACUAGGAUGUGAGUUUUUGAAGAAUUUAGCUUUGAUGGGUGUCGCUUGCGGUCAAAACGGUAAAUUAACAAUUACAGAUGAUGAUGUCAUUGAGAAGAGUAACCUUAGUAGACAAUUUCUCUUCCGGGAUUGGAACAUUGGGCAGGCUAAAUCAACAGUUGCUGCUACUGCUGCUGCGCAGAUAAACAGUCGUUUCAAUAUUGAAGCACUGCAGAAUCGUGCAAGCCCAGAGUCUGAAAACGUGUUUGAUGAUACUUUCUGGGAGAAUUUGGAUGUUGUUAUCAAUGCUCUGGAUAAUGUGAAUGCCAGGCUUUACAUUGAUCAGCGAUGCUUAUAUUUCCAGAAGCCACUAUUGGAGUCAGGUACCCUAGGUGCCAAGUGCAACACACAGAUGGUCAUUCCUCACUUGACUGAAAAUUAUGGAGCAUCAAGGGACCCACCUGAAAAGCAAGCACCUAUGUGCACAGUUCAUUCAUUUCCUCACAACAUUGACCACUGCUUGACAUGGGCCCGAUCUGAGUUUGAGGGUCUGCUUGAGAAGGUUCCUGCCGAAGUAAAUGCGUACUUGACAAAUCCUAGCGAGUACACUACGGCAAUGAAGAAUGCUGGUGAUGCCCAAGCAAGGAAUAACUUGGAAAGUGUCAUUGAAUGCCUUGACAAGGAGAGAUGUGAGACAUUUCAAGAUUGCAUUACCUGGGCCCGUCUAAAGUUUGAGGACUAUUUCUCCAACCGUGUGAAGCAGUUAACAUAUACUUUUCCUGAGGAUGCUACAACCAGUAGUGGAACCCCAUUCUGGUCUGCUCCCAAGCGUUUCCCUCGCCCACUGGUGUUCUCAGUUGAUGAUCUCAGUCACCUUCAAUUUAUACUGGCAUCGUCCAUUCUUCGAGCUGAGACAUUCAACAUUGCAAUUCCUGAUUGGGUCAAGUCUACUCAAAAGUUUGCUGAGGCUGUUAACAACGUGAUGGUUCCUGAAUUUCAGCCUAAGAAGGAUGUGAAGAUUGUUACAGAUGAGAAAGCUACAAUUAUUUUACCAGCAUCCAUCGAUGAUGCUGCUGUUAUCAACGAGUUAGUCAUGAAGUUAGAAAAAUGCAAGGAGCAGCUCCCACCAGGCUUCAAGAUGAACCCUAUUCAAUUUGAGAAGGAUGAUGACACGAACUAUCAUAUGGAUGUAAUAGCUGGAUUUGCAAAUAUGAGGGCAAGGAAUUAUGGUAUCCCUGAAGUCGACAAGCUGAAGGCCAAAUUCAUUGCCGGUAGAAUCAUACCUGCAAUUGCAACAUCUACUGCUCUUGCAACUGGUCUUGUCUGCUUGGAGCUGUACAAGGUUCUGGCCGGAGGGCACAAGAUAGAGGACUACCGAAACACCUUUGCCAACCUUGCUCUUCCUCUGUUCUCCAUGGCUGAACCAGUGCCUCCUAAAGUCAUCAAGCACCAAGAUAUGAGCUGGACAGUUUGGGACAGGUGGAGUAUAAAGGACAACCCAACUCUGAAGCAGCUUCUUAAUUGGCUCAAGGAAAAGGGCUUAAACGCUUACAGCAUCUCUUAUGGCAGUUGCCUUCUUUAUAACAGCAUGUUCCCCAAGCACAGAGAGCGCAUGGACAAGCAUAUGGUGGAUUUGGCUAGGGAUGUGGCAAAGGCAGAGCUGCCCCCAUUUCGGAACCACUUUGAUGUGGUGGUGGCCUGCGAAGACGAUGAGGAUAAUGAUAUUGACAUCCCUCAGAUCUCCAUUUACUUCAAGUAGGCAUUUUGGUUUAUGAGAGCUUAGUCAAGAGAGUAUGCAAUGUUUAGGAUGAGAACAAUGUUUCUUUCAAAAGAACCCUGUCAUCAAAUUUGAUUUUCCGUUGAUAUAAGCAGACACAUGAGAUAUUUCGCAGUAUGUGUUCAGAGAUGUUAGAAAUGGUGGUUUUCCAAUAUUAUUGCUUCUGGUUAAAUCGAUGCUGAGCCUCUAUUGAUGC
This is a messenger RNA of Fragaria vesca subsp. vesca, 3518 nucleotides long. Its product is annotated as ubiquitin-activating enzyme E1 1-like. The transcript has 7 exons. Lineage: Eukaryota; Viridiplantae; Streptophyta; Magnoliopsida; Rosales; Rosaceae. Bases 68 to 3304 code for a protein of 1078 amino acids. Gene Ontology annotation, biological process: DNA damage response; ubiquitin-dependent protein catabolic process; protein ubiquitination. The record is from RefSeq and is a predicted model, not a curated record. Gene Ontology annotation, cellular component: cytoplasm; nucleus. Gene Ontology annotation, molecular function: ubiquitin activating enzyme activity.